CCUCUUUGUACUCUAGCCCCACCUUCUCGUGCUUGGAUCAGCGAAUCGGAUUUGAGAUCCAUAAAAAAAGCCAAAGAUGGCGUCGCUGGAACGUCGCGAGAGAAAUCGGAUGCCGAACUUCGCUUCAAAACAAACGUCGCUCCCGUUACAUUAGCGUCGGCGCUUGCUUAGUGAAAAACGCAAAAAUGGCGUCGAGUUAAAGAUUAAUGUUUUUUUCCGCCAGCCUUGGAUAAAUUACAAAAGUAGCUCUUCUAGAGCUCUUAUAUGUGAAUAUCGAUAUCUACAGUUCCCUGGUAAAGCGCCUGGUUAAUAAUGAACUCGGAUCAUCUGUAUGGAGUGACACGGACCUGCUAGCGAAUAUGCUAACCGGCUAACUAGCUAGCCAGCUAGCCUGAAGGGAAUUAGGCUGCGUGUGGAUGGAAAGCGCCGGGAGUAGAUCAGUUUAAAACGCCGAGACGGGGUAUUCGUGUUCGCCAUGUAUUUUCUGACGGGCUGGCCGCGGAGGCUGCUGUGCCCGCUGCAGAGCGCCGAGGAACCCUUCCACAUCCAGCCCAGCUCGCAGCGCUUUUACUUCGCCGUGCUGUCGGACACACAGCUCAGUAUCUGGUUCAGCAGGCCCAGCGUUCUGGUCGUGAGUUAUAUCGAAUCGGAGAAGGCAGCAGCUCAGUUUGGGUUCUAUCAGCAGGCCGAAUGGAAGCCAGACGAUUCCAUGAUAGCAGUGGCGGCUGCUAAUGGAUACGUGCUGCUGUUCGACAUUGUCGGAGGCGGAGAUGAAAAGUAUCUGUACGAGCCCAUCUAUCCGAAGGGUAGUGUGCGUGUGAAGGUUACUCCCGGGUAUAAAGAGGAACAAUGUGCUCCUGCUCUCAGUGUGGAAAUGAAGAAACCAGUUGACCUGGAGGCUCCUAUUACCAGUCUUCAGUCACUGCAGGAGGAUUUGUUGGUGUGUACGGCUGAUGGCUACCUGCACAUGUUGCACUGGGACGGAGUGUGUAACGGCCGGAGAGCUGUAAACCUCAGCACCAUUCCUUUCUCUCUGGACCUGCAGUCCUCACGCGGUGGUCCGUGUUUGGAUCUGAAUGGCGUCCACAUCAGAGAGAUGGAGUACUGUAUGACGUUAGACGGUUUUGCCGUCGUGCUCGACGACGGAAGACUCGGCUUCAUCACGCCGACCGCUAACAGGUUCUCCACCGAGCAGUUGCAGGGCGUUUGGGCAGCGGAUGUGACGGACGGCACGUGCGUAGCAGUGAACAACCAAUACAGACUGAUGGCUUUCGGCUGCGCCAGUGGCUCUGUGUUGGUCUACAUGAUCGACAACACUACAGGAUCAAUGCAGCUGUCACACAAAUUGGAGUUAAGCCCCAAACACUACCCAGAUAUCCAUAAUAAAACGGGUCCAGUUAAGCUAAUCCGUUGGUCUCCGGACUGCAGCGUCGUCAUGGUGACCUGGGCGUGUGGAGGUCUCUCUAUGUGGAGUGUGUUUGGAGCUCAUCUCGUCUGCACACUCGGAGAGGACUUCACGUAUCGAUCGGAUGGCACUAAGAAGGAGCCGCUGAAGAUCAGCUCUAUGAGCUGGGGGGCAGAGGGGUACCACCUGUGGGUGAUCGGCAGCACCGAGGCGAGCACGGAGCAGUCCCCACAGUUAAGCCAGGCCUCUAUCCUGCAAUUUCAGUUCAUCAAGAGCGCACUCACGGUCAAUCCCUGUACGAGUAAUCAGGAGCAGGUGCUUCUCCACGGUGAGGAUCGGCUCCUGAUGACGUGUGGAGACGCUACGGUUCAGAUGCACAACCAGGAGCAACACUCGGCACGGAGCGCAACCCACACACAGCUCAGCACUUUACUGGGACACAAACACUGGCACGUAGUGCAGAUUCACAGCACAUAUCUAGAAACAAACUGGCCAAUACGGUUUGCAGCCAUAGACUCAGCAGGUCAGUGCUUGGUGGUAGCGGGGAGACGUGGAUUUGCACAUUACUCGUUGUACACCAGGAAAUGGAAACUGUUUGGAAACAUCACACAGGAACAGAGUAUGACUGUGACCGGAGGUCUCACCUGGUGGAAUGACUUCGUCGUCGUUGCCUGUUACAAUUUCAUCGACCGACAAGAGGAGCUAAGAUUAUAUCUCCGCUCGUCGAACCUCGACAACGCCUUUGCAAGCGUUACAAAGCUGCACGCUGAAACUUUGCUGCUCAACGUGUUCAGAAACACAAUCAUUUUGUUUCGCACCGACUGCUCCAUCUGCCUUUAUAGCAUCGAAAUGAAGCAAGACAGCUCUUCAGUGUCUGUAGAUUUACUACAGGAAGUGUCGAUGUCACGUUAUAUUCCUCAUCCUGCACUGGUGGUUUCAGUCACACUCACUUCAGUCAGAACAGAGACGGGAAUGUCACUGAAAACCACACAGCAGGCGUGUAACGCAGAAAGUAUUUUGUUGAAUUUGGCCGGUCAGCUCAUCAUGCUGCAGAGAGAUCGGUCUUGCCCACAGGUACGAGACAAGGACGCAUCAGCCAGUCAGAAAACACUGCUGCCUUUCUCUCCGCCCGUGGUUCUGGCUCAGUGUGUGGAGAGUGUGUGGGCCUCGAGUCACUCUGGUUCUAAGAAGCGCCACCUGGUGGAGGCUCUGUGGCUGUCAUGUGGCGAGUCAGGGAUGAAGGUGUGGCUCCCUCUGUUCCCACGCCGCGAGAACCGCAAACCACACUCAUUCCUCUCGCGCCGCAUCAUGCUCUCGUUCCUCCUUGACAUCUACCCCCUCGCCGUGCUGUCGGAGGACGCGCUCGUUUUGGGCGCUGCUAACGACACUCUUCUUUACGACUCUUCUUUUUCCUCCAAAGACAGCCUCGGAGGAAAAUCCUCCUCUUUGGAGCGCGUCGGAGGAGAUUUUUCCACCAAAGAAAGCCUUUCUCGCAGGCCUUCCACCUUUUCCUUGUCCCGGGAGCCCCCGGAGUCGUUUUUUCCGUUCUGUUUGGUAGAAAGGACAUCUCAGAUCUACCUCCACCACCUCCUCCGUCAGCUGCUGGUGAGAAAUUUGGGCGAGCAGGCCUUAUUGCUGGCUCAGUCGUGCUCAUCGCUGCCUUAUUUCUCGCAUGUGCUGGAGCUGAUGGUGCACGUGGUGCUGGAGGAGGAGGCCACGUCUCGCGAGCCCAUCCCCGACCCGCUGCUGCCCACCGUGGCCAAGUUCCUGGCCGAGUUUCCCCUGUUCCUGCGCACCAUCGUGCACUGCGCCCGCAAGACCGAGUUCAACCUCUGGAACUACCUGUUUGCUGCUGUCGGGAACCCAAAAGAUCUCUUCGAGGAGUGCAUCAUGGCGCGGGAUCUGGACACGGCAGCUUCGUAUCUGAUCAUACUGCAGAACAUGGAGGCUCCGGCAGUGAGUCGUCAGCACGCUACUCUCCUCUUCAACACGGCACUCGAACAAGGAAAAUGGGAUCUCUGUCGUCACAUGAUCCGAUUCCUCAAGGCCAUUGGGUCAGGGGAGAGUGAGACUCCACCCACUACUCCAACCAGCCAGGAGCCGAGCUCUACAGGAGGAUUUGAGUUUUUUCGCCAUCGCAGUAUCAGUCUGUCUCAGUCAGCAGAAACGGCUUCUACAGGGAAAUUCAAUUUACAGAAAACCUUCAGCGUGCCUUCAGGACCCCCCACUAAAGGUAAGGAGAGCGACAGUGCUGAGAACAUGUACAUCGACAUGAUGUUAUGGCGUCACGCACGACGUUUGCUGGAACAGAUCCGGCUGAAGGAUCUCGGCUGUUUCUCGGCGCAGCUGGGCUUCGAGCUGAUUGGCUGGCUGACCCGUGAGCGCACGCGUGUUGCUCGCAUCGUCGACUUCGUCUCUGCCCUUAAAUGCCUCCAUAACGACUUCCUGUGGCCUUUCCCCGUUCUCCCUGCUGGCUCACCGCUCAAAAACGGACGCUGUCGAACAGUGUUGAGCACACGUCUGCUGAAGUCUCGGUCUAACGAUAGCUUACUGAACAGCGAUAUGGACACGGCACCGCCUCAGAUCACAACCAAUCACAACUGGUUGGAUGGACUGGGGGCGGAGCCUAAAGAGAUUGACUCGGCCUCUUCGCACGGCGCUCCACAAACACAAGAAGCUUUUCUGUCUCCUCUCAUCAAUAAAACGGAGGAGUGCAGUAUCGGCUCGGCCACAGAUCUGACCGAGACGAGCUCCAUGGUGGAUGGUGACUGGACGAUGGUGGACGAGAACUUCUCCACCCUGAGCCUCAGCCAGUCAGAGCUGGAGCACAUCUCCAUGGAGCUGGCCAAUAAGGGUCCUCACAAGUCUCAGGUGCAGCUGAGGUACUUGUUGCAUGUGUUUUUAGAGGCGGGAUGUUUGGAAUGGAGCAUUGUGAUUGGUCUGAUUCUGCGUGAUGUCGGUGUCAUUAAGCAAGUUUUGGGCUUUUUGGACGCCACGGAUACAGAAACGGUUCAGAGUGUACAAUCCGGACUCAUCGCUGUUGACCAGUGGGCUUCAUCUGAUUGUCUGGGUUACAAGCCCUUCCUGAACCUCAUUGCUCCCGAGCUGCAGAAGCUGUGCGACGUCUCGGUGGAUCAGGAUCAGCUCGACUCGUUUCAGCCGUCCAUCUCCAAGAUGGCCGACCCAGUUCUGCCCCGAGUGGAGGAGCAUCGCGGGGUCGCGACCUUUACCCACCCCAUGACUCUUGAGAUCCCCGCUGGCUCCGCCCCUCGUAUCAUGGAGGACAACCACAAGGAGGAAUCGGAGGACGAGGCGGCUGAUGAGGGUGCUUACGACUGCACGCUCUCGUGAUUCGAGAGGACGGAGAAUCAGCAGGAUCCGGCUUCCCCUCCGUCGUGUCCUAAACCAUUCUCUUAUUCACCAAGCCAUUCAGCGUCGUUAAAAGGGCACACGGUGCAUUAUGGGACGUGGACGGAAGCGCAGGCAGAAGGCAGGAACUUUGUCCGAGUGUAUUAAGGUGACUCGGGCACUACAGAGAGAACGCCGGGUGGUUUUGUGAUCAGGAGGCUCGCUUUCUUUUUCGCUACGUAGGGCUCACGUCAUCUUCCCAUGGCACAGUUCAGUAGAGGUGUUGAGAAAUGAUAACGCGGUCCACGACAUCAUACUUGAUGAGCUCACAAAGUGCCAGUGAAACAGUAGUGCGGGAUUUAAAACUCAAAAUACAAAAAUAUCUAUGGUUUUCAUGGCGUCUAUAAUAAAAUGAUUGGUUGAUGAUUGAGGUACAGGUGAGGUGGUCAGUGUUAUAAAAAAAGUACUUGCGAUGUCUAUCGGAAUUGUAUAUGGGAAGCAAGAACGAGACAUAAACAUUUAAAUGGUAAAAGCCACGGAAUUCUUAAUAACGCGUUUUGAACACCAUUGCAUUGAAAUCUAUGACUUCAAACUCAAAAGUCAUAUAUUUCAAUGCUAUGAAUUCAAUGGGUAUUUAUUUAUUUUUUUGUGUGUGUCUACAAUUCCGAUGUUGUUUAUUGCGUUAUCGAUGGUACGUGGUCUCAUCACCCAGUUAACAGAGCCGAACAGAGCAGGGAGUACUCUCGUCGUAAAUCACGCAUCCUCGCUCAUCACGUUUAUGUUCUCUCUCCCUGAAGGAGGACACAAUUUGAACAUCACCAAGAGGAAACCUCCUGUGUGGGAUGAUGUGUGGCCUACGUAGUGAAUAAGGGACAGUGUAGGACAGAAGAGACGUGGCUGUGAUCUCCAGUAGGUUUAUCGGUAUAGGUAAUGCUGCGGUUCUGUCUUUUGGUUGAAUUCACAUCCAUCCAGACUGCUGUUUGUGUGUGUGCGUGUGUGUGUGUGUGUGUGUGUGUGUGUGUGUGUGUCCUGUUCUAAUACCAGUAUUAUUGAUCUCUAUGAGAGGAGGCUGUAUUUCCAAGAUUAACUGCUCUUAAGCGACCUUUCGAUGCGGUGGGGUAGGGGGCGCUGUGUAAUAUACGAAGAAUCAAGUUCGCACAUCCACAUUAUUAGUGUAUCCAAAAUGCAAUUGUUGCUGCUAGGGCUGGGUAAAUAUCAUGUUUUGAUAAUUCACUGUACACACAGACGUCCCAACAGCUAUGGUUUAACUGUAGCUUUUAUGAUUUUUGACCCCUUGCUAUGGCAAAAGCCUGGAAAGCGGCUCUCGCAAACUCGAUUCAGCCGUCAGAAACCGUGACCGUUUAAGAGGGCGGGGUUUGUGGUGUCCGUUGUCCAGUCGGUAAAAGUACAGGCUAAAAUGUGUUUCUUUUAUGCUGAUUUUAUUAUUGUCAGGGUGUGUGUGUGUGUUCAGUUGUGCUCAGGAGAUUUGUCAUUUUGUAUUCACUCCCUAUUAUUUAAGUUUUUAUGAUAUGAUUAAUGGGGCAUGGUGGCUUAGUGGUGAUCACGUUCACCUCGCACCUCCAGGGUUGGGGGUUGGAAUCCCGCCUCUGCCCUGCAUGCAUGGAACUUGCAUGUUCUCCCUGUGCUUCAGGGGUUUCCUCCGGGUACUCCAGUUUCCUCCCCCAGUUUAAAAGCAUCAUCUGUAGGCUGAUGAUCAUUUCCAAAUUGUCCGUAGUGUGUGAAUGGGUGUGUGACCCUGCGGUGGGCUGGCCCCUGUCCAGGGUGUCCCUGCUUCGUGCCCCAAGUUCCCUGGGCUAGGCUCUAGGCUUUCUGUGACCCUGUGUAGGAUAAGCAGUACGGAAAAUCUAUAUUAUUAUUAUCAUCGUCGUUGUUAUUAGUUAGCACAGAGCCGUCUUAUCCUCCGACAUACGCUAAGGAUUUUGUCGUACAAUUCUGUUUUAUUUUUUUCUCUACACCGUAUUUAUCACAAUGCUUUAGCCAUAGUAUGACACAUUAGAUACGAAGAGAUUUACUUUUUAAUCCGCGUUUCCGCGUUUCUAAAAGAUUCUGCAACGAGGAAAAAGAUCAGUUACGUGAGCGUCUACCUGCAGGAUGUGAAAGCGCGGAUAUCCGAUGAUGAUGAUGAUGAUGAUGAUGAUGAUGAUGAUAACAUUAUAUGGAUAUGUUCCGAUAUCAAAAUCGUGUAGUCGGAUUACCCAGCCCUAUCGCGCGCACGAAUGCGAGCUAGCAGUGAUCAUACAGCGCAGAUUACACAACACUGGUCACUCGUCUUGUAAACAUGUUUUUGUUUUUCAUCCUAGCGGCAGUCCUGACAAAGCAUGCACCCUAAUUUCCAUGUUGUACUCAUUUGUUUUCCCAUCCAUCAUUAUAAAUAGGAAGAGCACAUCUGGAUUAAUUGGAUGUUUUGGGUCUAAAUAGUUGGGGGUUUUUUUUUAUUAUUAUUAUUAUUAUUAUUAUUAUUAUAUUAUUAAAAUGUGAGUAUUUCUAAUACCUCAGUUAUUCUAGUUCUCUGCAUUCAAAACAUGAUGCUUUUUUUUUUGUUGUUAAUUUCUCCCCUCUCCAGUCCUCGCUCGUCUGCUUCUUGUUGUGCUUUGAAAGCACCGAUAUGCAAAUUCCAUUGUGUGUGUGUGUGUGUGUGUGUGUGUGUGGUUUUAAAGAAUUUACAGCUUCACCUUUAUUAUAUAUUCAGUAACGCUCUCUGAAAGGAUGUGCGUACAGUUCAGUAUAUUUUCCCUCUGUCGUUGUUACUCGUUUGUGUUUUGAUGAGUGAGCUCAUUCUGUCCUGUGUUUCUUCACUACUAUAAAACGUGUCGAACGUGCAGCGUUUGCUAAAGCCGUCUCUCUAACUCGCACAGGCUGUAUGUGUAUGUCCAGUAUUAAUCCAGAUUAUUUAUCAUGUGACAACACUAGAACUGAGGGGUGUUUUUUUGUUUGUUUGUUUGUUUGUUUUUUUUACCCCCCCCCCCCCCCCCAUUUUUUCCUUCCUACACUGAGAAAGAUCUGCUGCAGUGUAUGAGCUCAGGCUUGAAUGGUCGUUAUUAUAAUUUCUUCUUCAUUUUUCUUUCACUUUUAAAUUGCAUUUGCAGGAGUUCACUGUUCAUGACUGAUGCUCCACUGGUACUUUAUAAGAGGUUGUUGGUUUUUUUUUUCGUAUUCGCACCCCGUUCAUUUAUAAAUGUAAUCCGAUUGUGUGUGUGUGAGAGAGAGAGAGAGUGAACAAAGCCACAAGGUACAUAAACACCAGUAACCUGAAGAAUACGUCAUUCGUAAUGGUUUGCUCAGUAAAACUGACCUCCUCAUCCUUUGGCGGCUGCUGAUGAGGAAAUAAAUAGUAUUAUGUAAAUCUUAAAUAAAUUAUAUGAUGGAUUGUGAGCUGAAAGGGAAACUCAUUCUAGUUGCCGUUGGACAGAUUUGAAAUCCCCGUCUUUGCCUGAGAGACGAGUUCACGGCUGUGUAGGGGUUUAAGUAACACGGAACCGCUCACUUGUACUAUAUUUUGUGACGUCAGUAUUAUUACGGCUUUGUGUGUCCGUGUGCAAUGAUCAAGCAGCAGCUCGGUUCGUCUUGGCGGCUCUUUUUGACCCUGAAUCUCGGUCAUGUUCUCCAUGUGGACCAAAUUGUUCAGUUCUCGCUGCUCCCUCAGGUCAAACGGUAGCUUGUUGUGCUGUGUGUGUGUGUGUGUGUUGCAUCUCGCUUCGUUUUUGUUUGGGGGAGGGGUUUCCCUCCCUGCAGUGUGUUAAACAUUUCCAGCAUGUGUAUUUAGUAUGUAUAUUCCGCUUUCUUGCUUCAUUUAGUCUGCUUACCAAAGAAGUGAUUUAGGCCCACAUGCAGCUUCGAGCUGAUAUGAAUAUGCAAAUUGAAUUUGGGAAUUUAUUCUCCCUCUCUCUCUCCUUUCUUUUUCUUUUUCACACUCAUGAUUUCUGUGUUUUCUCCCGCGUCUGUGGACUUGAAGGCGAAAGUGAUAUAAUAGGUGCAAUGGAGGAAUGAGCAUACACCAUAGUGACGCGUGUAUGUGUAUAUAUAUUUUAUAACGAGCAUUUCAUUUGUUCUUAAUGAACGGUACGUAUUUCACACAGGACUUCUCUGAACGGAAAACGGACUUCCUUCCUGUGUGUAAGGUUGACAUGUUGCAAUGGGGGGGGAUCUGCAGCGCUGCAUCAGGAACGUGUGUGAGAGAGGGAGUGAGUGUGUAUAUUAUAAUGACAAAACUCUUGUACAAUUCACUUUUUCUACCAAGUUUCUAGAGCUUUUCCUGUACAUAAAGAACAAUAAAUAAAUUAUUUUUAAA
Ictalurus furcatus (blue catfish) is the source of this 9062-nucleotide messenger RNA. It is a transcript of the gene ric1, whose product is annotated as RIC1 homolog, RAB6A GEF complex partner 1. Gene Ontology annotation, cellular component: Golgi membrane; cytosol; Ric1-Rgp1 guanyl-nucleotide exchange factor complex. Gene Ontology annotation, biological process: retrograde transport, endosome to Golgi; intracellular protein transport. The transcript has 26 exons. The record is from RefSeq and is a predicted model, not a curated record. Lineage: Eukaryota; Metazoa; Chordata; Actinopteri; Siluriformes; Ictaluridae. Gene Ontology annotation, molecular function: protein binding. The coding region runs from base 476 to 4756 and encodes 1426 amino acids.